GAUCAAGAUGAACAAGUCAUAUCCGAUGUUGACGGUGAACAAGGAACACAUCAUCUCCCUGGAUCGUCCGCAAGACGCGCAUCUGCAAAUAACUACAACAACAAUCAGAACCUACAGCGUUCCGCGGAUCCAGAUGGGUCAUCUCCUUCGGCUCUUACCGAACCCGCCGAGCAUGGAGAUGCUACGCCCACUACUCCCUUGAUGGAGUCUGACAUCGAAACUGCGGUGGGGCCUGAGGCGGAAUUAGGUCUUGCAAACGAAGCUACUACUCGAAAGUUAGGAUUCUUUUGUUUAAUACAAUUUGUCAAAAGCAGAUACUGAAGAUCAUUCUGUAGCUCUAAUUCUGUGUUAAGUACUUAGUAUAUUUAUAUAAUGGAAAUGGGUGGUCCUCAAGUGAAGCACGGUAUUGAAUAGUCCCGUCGACAGUUUCGGAGUACUGAUCUGGGCAACAUUCCACUCCAUUCCUCCAGGAAGCUGCUGAAGUUAAGUAUUUUGAAGCUCUUUGUCUUUGAUAUAAUAGAACGAGAAGUCAAACUACAAGUUGCGCAGAACAUCUCUAAGAAAGAAGCAGAGGGUGGCUCGCUGGGCUGAUGCAGAGUCUGAUGAUGAGGAUGCUGAGUUGCAUUUGUUGAGCAAUUUUGGUCUGGGAACUACAUCAACGUCAACCACGAAAGAAGAUGCUAUUGCUAACACUUCGUCGGCUCUUUCCUCAUCCUCCUCGUCAACUUCGCUUGCUGGAGCUGGAGGUUCUACUGGAGGGCGUGGAGCUGCGUUGGAGCUGGAGCAAACGACUCUUCUCGGAGAACGAGCGCGCCCUGAGCCUUUAGCUCUUGCUUCUCCAUCGUCUUCCACAGGGCGUGCUCCCGGAAGUCCGACGUCGAUGACUUCGGUUGCUCUCAGUCCGACUUCGCCAGUUGAAGAGUUUUUCAUUGGUUCGCCGCGGACGGCCGGCGGCGCACCUCCACCUGCG
This is a messenger RNA of Amoebophrya sp. A25, 970 nucleotides long. NCBI's taxonomy places the organism in Eukaryota, Dinophyceae, Syndiniales, Amoebophryaceae. The record is from the annotation of a GenBank genome assembly.